UUUGUGCGGUGUCGGAAAACUCCGUCACAAUUCGUCGAUUACGUCGCGAUCAUGAACUGUGAUUGUAUCGCGCCGUUACGUCAUUUGGCGCAAGACGCGAAUGACAACAAAUCGUUCGCGCGAAGAAAGAACGAGCUAUAUCAACAAAGCGUGUAGAUAAUCGAAUCGUGUCAACGAUUGCGACGAUUUUAAAAGUUUAGCUUUGUUAGGCAUCUCAAGGCCGCCCCUUGGCUAGAUCUUUUUCGGUGCACAUGGCGAAUGCGCGAGCAAGAGCGUAAUAAUUGGUCUGUGAUAUAACGACUAUUAAUACCCCAUCCGCGAUGUGCAUACUUGUCUCGAUGAUGUGUACAAGCAUGACUUGAUACAAAUUUAGCUGGAUUUGGGGAUGGUUUAGCUGGUCUGGAUCUUCUUCGACUAUGUUACGUGCUGCUGAGAAGAAGAUUCUGUCAUGCUUGAAAACGGCAUAUCGAGGAUGGUUCGUUGAUAUUGGACCAGUUGUAGGACCGGCGGAUAAAAUAUGGACCAUUUCGUUGAACGAAGAAUCGCCAAAGAUCCCAAUUGUUUUACUACACGGUUUAGGAGCUGGAGUAGCAUUAUGGUGCUUGAAUUUGGAUGCACUUGCAUCCCAAAGACCAGUGUACGCCAUAGAUAUAUUAGGAUUUGGCAGAAGUAGUAGACCUGUUUUUAGUAAUGAAGCGCAAAAAGCUGAGGAGCAGUUAGUACGUUCUGUGGAAGAAUGGAGAAGAGAAAUGCAGCUAGAGAAUUUUGUAUUGUUAGGUCACUCCAUGGGUGGCUUUCUUGCAGCAUCUUACGCUAUGCAAUAUCCUGAAAGAGUGAAACAUCUUAUAUUGGCUGAUCCAUGGGGCUUUCCUGAGAAACCCUCAGAUACUGUUGCCAAGACACACAUACCAUUCUGGGUUAAAGCCAUAGCGUUUGCUGUACAGCCUUUGAAUCCUCUGUGGGCAGUUAGAGUUGCCGGACCAUUUGGACAGUGGCUCAUUGAAAAGACAAGACCUGACAUUGUGAAAAAGUUUACUCCCGUACUGAAGGAUGACACUGCUGUAAUUUCGCAAUAUAUACAUCAAUGCAAUGCGCAGACACCUUCAGGCGAGAGUGCGUUUCAUGCGAUGAUGCAUGGUUUCGGAUGGGCAAAAAAUCCAAUUGUUAAACGAAUGGAUCAGUUAAACGAUAAUAUACCUAUAUCAUUACUUUAUGGCAGUAGAUCAUGGGUUGACAAUUCAGCUGGUGAAACAAUUAAACAAUACCGGUCUUCCUCAUAUGUUAAUGUUCAAGUAAUUACUGGAGCUGGUCAUCAUGUCUAUGCAGACAAAAGUGAAACCUUCAACAAAUAUGUAUUGGAAGCAUGUGCCUUAACUGACUCGAUACCUCAAUUAACAUCGUCAAAUGUACGUCCCUAUAAACCUAUAAGUGAUCAAGAGAUACACAUAAAUUUACCCAAAGAAGCACUUGAUGAACAAAGAUCAGAGGAAAAAAACCUGAAUACAGAAUCAAAGAUUUAAUCAAAGUCUAGUGUAAAAUAUUCUCAUUAAAAAGGACAUUCCAGUUUCAUUAGCUGGUACAAAAAAUAUAGUAAGUACAUAUUGUGAUGUAAGAAUGCUGUGAGAUAUACGAAUUGGACAUACGAAUGUAUAUUUGUGUCGUGACACAUGAACUUUACGUAAUUUAUAAAUAUAAUAACGUAAAAGAGCGUGUAAAUUGACAGACAUUGGUCACGUGUUAAUGGAUUGACUGUAGAUACUAAAAGAUAUCACGAAAUCAUUAAUAUAAUACUUUAUUUUCAAUUUUGGAAAUUAUGACGAUGUAUUACUGCGCGGAAAAUAUUAGAGGAAUAGCAUGAUUUUGUCGUAAAUAAGAUUUAUUAUUUUUAUUUAUCGAUUAGAUAUGCAAUUAGUUAAGUUAUUAUAUAGCGUGCUAUAAGAAAUUUACACCAGUCAAAAAGGAUCAAAAGUAUGGGGUGUAACUACAUAGUGGAAGUUUGUACAUUAUGUACAGUCUUAGCUUUACUAACACAGGCCAUAGUAGUGUCUAGUGAAGAGUGAGCAUUCUUGUUAUUGUUAUUAAUUGUAUUAUUUCACAGCUGUAGCAAGAUUUUAUGUAUAUUGUACAAUACGAUUUAUUAAUAAUAAAUUAUUUAUUGUACACACAUGUACAGAAAGUCAAGCGUUAGUAUUAUAUUUAUAUUGAAUAAAAAUUAUUCUGAAA
Molecule: messenger RNA, 2223 nt
Organism: Acromyrmex echinatior (Panamanian leafcutter ant)
Lineage: Eukaryota; Metazoa; Arthropoda; Insecta; Hymenoptera; Formicidae
Gene: puml
Product: pummelig
Biological process (GO): phosphatidic acid biosynthetic process; lipid homeostasis
Cellular component (GO): mitochondrion; lipid droplet
Molecular function (GO): carboxylic ester hydrolase activity; lysophosphatidic acid acyltransferase activity
Source: RefSeq, a predicted model, not a curated record